AGAAUGACGGAAGUAAAUCAAUGAUCAUAUGUGCAGGACAACAGUUAACUUUUAUACCGUUAUUUUAGCUAUAAAAAUCCCAGUGUUGAUCACAAGAAGUAAAUAAUGGACUUGCCGUUUGAAAUAUUAGUCUACAUUUUUAAAUACCUGCCGAAAUCUGAUAGAAAGGCUGCCAGUGAAACAUGUCGUGCGUGGUACCAAGCUGCAAACGCCCACUGUUUUCUAAAGAACAAAUUAGUCAUUUUAUACAAAAGUGCUUUCAAUGAAGAUACAUCUUUAUUACAAAUUUAUGAAGAUUCUUCUAUACUAUAUCAAAAUUAUUUAUUCAAUGAAGUGGAGAUAACUAACAAGUUACUGGGAUUCUGGGACAGAAUGGGAGAUUACAUUUUAAGCCUUACUCUAAGAAACUGUGAUAUUUGUGAAAAAGUGUUUGUACACAUUUUACAGAGAUGUACUAAUCUGGAAUCACUAACCAUCCAAAGCUGUAGAGAGCUAUUUAUGUCUGGGAGACUCUUAGAAGGAAAGACUGAAGGACUGUUGGCAGAGAAUCUAGAAAAUCUAAAAGUUCUUAGCUUGUGUGGUAAUCAGUACCUCACCGAUGCUCUGUUUAACAGGUUUAUAAUGGCAGCACCAGGGCUAGAGGAGCUCAACCUAUCAGCUUGCUCUCUUCAGUUCCACUUGGGCUUGGUCAAAAAAUUUUACCCAACAGGCACAGAUAUAUCCCAGAAUCCCUCUGAAAGUGUACUAACAUUUUACUUUGUGCACCAAUUUAUUACCUCUAAAGCAAGAAAUAUCAGAAAACUUUUAUUUUCUAAUACUCUUAUUGAUGGUGCAGCUCUUAAAUCUCUCUCAGAGACCCCAGAUCUUAAGCUACAAUCCCUUGAAGUGAGAUCUUGUGAUCAGCUUACAAACACUGGAAUCCUAUCCCUAACAACUCAUCAAACUUCCUUACGAGAGCUGGAUGUAAGCUUAUGUAGCAGAGUCACAGAUCAGUCUCUGGUUCAUAUCUGUAAGAAUCUAGUCAACUUGGAAUACCUUAAUGUGCAGAGAUGUCGAGCGGUCACAGACCUAGGAGUAAUGGAACUGCACCGGUUAAAAAAACUCAAGUCAUUAAAUGUGUCUGAGUGUGAACUGAUAACCAAAGAUGGGUUGAGUAAAGGCAUCUGUCCUGAAGAAAAUACUUUAUUAGAAGAAUUAGAUAUACAUUCAUUAAAUUUAGAUCAGACUGGGCUGAUUAUGAUUUUAGAAAAAUUACCUAAUCUGCAUUCAUUAGAUAUAAGUUACUGUUUCAAUGCAGUUACUGAUACAUCAGUUCAGGUGAUAUUUAAAAAUCAAGUAUUAUUACAGAGUUUAAAAAUGAGUUACUGUGACAAAGUGUCUGAUGUUGGAUUGACUGGCAUGGGAAAAUUGGAGGUAGAGGGAGAGAAUGAUGGGCCAAUAAUGUCUAGUUACGAUAACACAAAUACACAUCAAAGGAUUUCCCUUGGAUCCAGGGCCGAAGAAGAGAUAGUCCGAGAUGCUAAAAGAAAAUUGGAUGUUAUGAGAAUGUGUGAAAAAAUUAAUACUGAUACUUUCACAGGCUACUCUUUGGCUCGAUUAAAAAAUCUACAAGUAUUAGACAUCAGUGCAUGUAACAGGAUCACAGAUGUCAGCCUCACAUAUGCUUUUAACUUUAAAGAACUGUUUAUUUUGAACCUUAGUAGGUGUCAACAGAUCACCCGUGAAGGAAUAGUUCCUUUAGUGGAAAACUGCCCUAGUAUUGAACACUUCAAUUUGAUUGAUUGCUAUAAUUUAAGAGAUGAAGCAGUAACGGAAAUUGUGAAGGGAUUACACAGGCUCCAGACUUUAGAACUGAAGGGUUGCAACCAAUUGACAGACCAAACCCUAAAAUCCGUACAGAUGUAUAGCAGAAAACUGAAGUAUCUGGACGUCCAGGGCUGUCGCAACGUGUCUCCCGAGCUCGCGUGUCUGAUCGGCAGCAGCAUGCCAACUCUGCACACGGUGCUCAUGACCAAGCCGGGACCUUAUAUAGUCGACGGGGUCAAGCAAAGGACUCCGGCGGCUGCGUUUCUGCCGGCACUCAUGAGGAAAUUCCGGUUACAUUAAGACGAAAGUGGGCGACCCGCGCGAUCGUGGUCGCCUUUUCAUACGAAUGUAGUGCUCAUUGCUUCUCUGGAUAUUAAUAUUAUUAAAUAAACAUUUGGAGACAACUUAUUCUGGUGGACAAAGCUUAGGAUUAAUUCGUUCUUGUAUUCGUUAUAGUACCAUCGGCAACACUGUUAGCUGUACAUUUGUAAUCCUUAUUACAAGGGCAUAAAGACUAAGAGUGUUGCGGUUAGUAGCUGCCCCAUGCUACAUAUUAAUGUCCAGAAACUUAAAUGAGGACAAUGUUUGUAUGGAGAUCCCUAUCCUCUUUAUUUUUAAAUUAUUUAAUUUGACACACAGCGAGCGGCGUCGUAAGACAAACGGGCAAUGUAGACCUGCCUCGACCGAGGCAGCGCGUACGUUUUUCUGACAUUCGUGUAUUGCCUCGAUCGCAAGGCAUUUUCCACGCGAGAAUAUGGCCUAGCGACAAUCCUCGCUCGUGUGAAGCCGUCCACUUAUAGUCGCAGAGUAAAAAAGAAAAAACAUCGUUAAAAUAAUAAGUAGGUACCUAAAGAAGUUCUUCAAUUCAAGAAUGGUCAUUCAGGCAAUGACGUAGCUAUUCAAAACUGGUAUAAUAGUGUACAUAAUAAUUGUUGAUGUCCGGUGUCUAUGCCUAGCCAAAUGACAAUCUUUGCGCCGUAGAGAACGAUACGCUAAUCUCUCUUUGUGAUACUAAUACCUAUAGAAGUGAUAAGUAUUUAAAAGACAUUACCUUUUCGUUUGCUAUGUCGCAACGUUUGGCAUCUUAGUCAGGCCUCCUGUUGCAUGUACUCCACAUUGUAUUGUUGCGUCUCCUGAUCGCCUUAGGAAAGAGUUCGAACAUGAUAUUAUACGAGUGACAUAUUUUAUUUUAAUGUAUGUACCUAUAUGUGAUCCAAGAAGUGUAAAUAUGGUAUGUAGACCUAACUACCGUCGCCAUUCUUAUCGGACCAACCAAGGUCUAUCAAAAUAGCAUCGCCUGAAGGAUUGGCCAGUAUGUAGAUAUAGAUUUGUUGAGCUUGAUUGCUCCGAUAUAUCUGAUGGCAUCUAUACCUACGAAUACAAUACUGCAUUCCGUUAUAGACUAAUUAACAUCUUCGGUUUUAAAAUUUCCCAAAUAAUAAUGUAUUAUAUUUAUAAAAUUGACUCACUGGCAACGAAAGUGUUAGACCGCUAGGUUUUACUUGAGUAACCAUAUUAUGUUUGUACUUGUGAUUUGCCAAUACUAAUAAAGGUCAACUGGGAUCAUUGCGUCUAUGGGCUACAUGCACAUUCUCCAAAGGAUUACUAUGACUGCUUGUUAUUAAAUGUUAAAUUAUUUAGCCCACAUUACACUUAGUAUUAUUUUCUUAACUUCUUAAGAAAUCCCAUUUUUUUUUCAUAGACGCAGUAAUGCCAAUAAUAUUACCUAUGGGUAAACGUAGUAGUUAUAAAAUACUACAUAACCAUGGAAUGUUUUCAAAUAUAUUGGAUCGAACUAACUCCUCAAAGGAAAUUGACGAAAUUGUAGAAUAGCUGUGAUAAUUUAACAUUAAUUUAAUAGGUAGGUACCUAGUACAAAUUGUGCAUAAUAAUAAUUAAUCUUU
Messenger RNA from Leguminivora glycinivorella, 3710 nucleotides. Its product is annotated as F-box/LRR-repeat protein 14-like. Gene Ontology annotation, molecular function: protein binding. Gene Ontology annotation, cellular component: SCF ubiquitin ligase complex. The record is from RefSeq and is a predicted model, not a curated record. Gene Ontology annotation, biological process: SCF-dependent proteasomal ubiquitin-dependent protein catabolic process. The coding region runs from base 106 to 2106 and encodes 666 amino acids. NCBI's taxonomy places the organism in Eukaryota, Metazoa, Arthropoda, Insecta, Lepidoptera, Tortricidae. The transcript has 3 exons.